This is a messenger RNA of Colossoma macropomum (tambaqui), 2030 nucleotides long. It is a transcript of the gene rcc1, whose product is annotated as regulator of chromosome condensation 1. Bases 158 to 1417 code for a protein of 419 amino acids. Lineage: Eukaryota; Metazoa; Chordata; Actinopteri; Characiformes; Serrasalmidae. Gene Ontology annotation, cellular component: cytoplasm. The transcript is spliced from 10 exons. Gene Ontology annotation, molecular function: guanyl-nucleotide exchange factor activity. The record is from RefSeq and is a predicted model, not a curated record.
UAAAUGAAGGGGGAAGGCGCUGAACUCGUGUUCACACUCAAGAGGAGCAGAGCUGAAACCUGGGCAGAGCGGAGAGGUGUGUGUGUGUAUGUGUGUUUUCAUCACGGCGCCAUAAACAUCACUUUUGAGAGUUUAAUUAUAAGGACUUUGAGCUGCCAUGCCUGCAAAAAGAGCUACAAAGAGGCUAAAAGAGAGUACUACAGAGGACUCAGCAACCUUGAAAAAAGUGAAAGUGUCCCACAAGAGUCAUGGGCAGGAGAAGGGACUGGUCCUUGUGCUUGGACAGGGUGAUGUAGGUCAGCUGGGCCUGGGAGAGAAUGUAUUAGAGAGGAAGAAACCAGCCCUGGUGUCCCUUCCAGAGAACAUUGUGCAGGCGGUGGCAGGGGGCAUGCACACAGUUUGUCUCAGCGAUACAGGAAACAUCUACACAUUCGGCUGUAACGAUGAGGGCGCUCUGGGUAGGGAUACAUCAGAGGAAGGCUCGGAGAUGGUUGCAGGGAAAGUGGAGCUAGCUGAGAAGGUGGUGCAGGUCUCUGCGGGGGACAGCCACACUGCCGCUCUCACAGAAGAGGGAGCGGUCUUCAUCUGGGGCUCUUUUAGGGAUAACAAUGGUGUCAUUGGUCUGCUUGAACCUAUGAAAAAAUCUGUCUUACCUGCGAAAGUCCCUCUAGAUAAACCUGUGGUUAAAAUAGCUUCAGGCAAUGACCACCUGGUGAUGCUGACUCAGAAUGGAGAAAUCUACACCUCUGGCUGUGGAGAUCAGGGACAGCUGGGAAGGGUGCCAGAGCGCUUUGCCAACCGUGGGGGCAGGAAGGGAUUGAUGAGGUUGCUAGAGCCACAGAUGGUCAUGGUCAAGCCACGAGGGAAAGUCCACUUCACUGAUGUCUUCUGUGGGGCAUACUUCACUUUCGCUGUCUCUAAAGAUGGCCACGUCUAUGGCUUUGGCCUUUCUAACUAUCACCAGCUGGGUACCCAAAGCACAAAUACAUGUUUUGUACCAGUAAAGCUCACUGCUUUCAAGAAUUCCACUACCUCAUGGGUAGGUUUCUCCGGAGGCCAACACCACACUGUCUGCUUAGACUCUGAAGGGCACGUAUACAGUCUCGGUCGGGCCGAGUAUGGACGUCUGGGCCUAGGAGAAGGUGCUGAGGAAAAGAGUGAGCCUACGCCAGUCACAGGGAUCAUUGGGGCCUGUGUGGUGGCUUGCGGCGCGUCUGUGAGCUAUGCCGUCACUAAACAAGGCUCUGUGUUUGCUUGGGGCAUGGGCACCAACUUGCAGCUGGGUACAGGCGAAGAGGAGGAUGUGUGGAGUCCAAUGGAGAUGUCAGGAAAGCAACUGGAGAACCGGGUAGUUCUCUCGGCCUCCAGUGGAGGGCAGCACACAGUCUUGCUGGUCAAAGACAAGCAGGAGAGUUGAUAUUAAACCCAAAUAUUGUGGAGCUAGGCUGAACUACUGUGUCAGUGGUAACUGUAAAACCAUAGCUUGAACUGGGAUGGGGAAUCUGGGGUUGCUAAGACUUCCUGUACUGAACCAAGCCAGCCAAUUGGGCGAGAUGGUGACGUGAUGAGGGAAAGAUGGGUGGGUCUCAUCUGAUUAAUCUUUUUUCCACUUUCUGGAGAACUCAGAUCUUCACUGGAUGUGUUCCAGUAGAUAAUGAUCAAAGAGACUAUUUUUUUAAAACUAUUUUUUGCUUCUUUUUCUUAAUUCUUUUUAAUGAGAAUCAGUAUGUAGGCAUUGUGGGGAUCGCCAGCUGUGAGUGAACAUGUGCAUGUGUGUGCUGAGAAAUUAUUUCAUCAUUGAUCAGGUCUUUUAGAAAGUUCCCUGCAAUGCAGUUUUAAUAGUUCUUUUUUUGGUGCGAGCAAUAAGUCUAUGCAUCUGCAAUGUGUUCAUUACAUUUUUACAGGAAAAAAAUUCAUUUGAUAUUGCUGUAAAUUGUAUUACGCUGUUUUCCUAAAAAUGCAAAUACAAAUUGUUGAUUGCAUCCAUAAUGUGCUGGCCCUAUGGGAAGUGUAAUAAAACUUUAAGUCUU